Molecule: messenger RNA, 949 nt
Organism: Syzygium oleosum
Lineage: Eukaryota; Viridiplantae; Streptophyta; Magnoliopsida; Myrtales; Myrtaceae
Product: protein CURLY FLAG LEAF 1
Exons: 2
Coding region: 127-732 (201 amino acids)
Molecular function (GO): protein binding
Source: RefSeq, a predicted model, not a curated record
UCUCUCUCUCUCUCUUUCUCUGCGCUCUUUGGGAGGAUAUAAAUCCCCUAAUUCUAAGCUUAGCGAAUCUCUUCCGCCACCGCCGCCACCACCACCACCACCACCAAUCUCUCUGGAUAGGAGGCGAUGAUGAGAGCUCCAAACAACAUGGCCGCGAUCACCGCCUCCCUCGAGAAGUCCCUCCAGAACUGCUCCCUCAACCGCCGCCACCGACACGGCGCCUCCGCCUCCGCGUCCUCCUCCGGCGACGGCAUCGGCCGCUCCUCCAGCUCCGACGAUCUAGCCCCGUCGGCCCAUCAUCACCGCCACGGCGACGCCGCCCUCGAGCUCAACUCCCAUAUUUCCCUCCCUUACCAUUGGGAGCAAUGCCUCGAUCUAGCGACGGGAGAGAUAUACUACAUUGACUGGAGAAAUGGGACGAAAGCGAAAGAAGACCCGAGGGUAAAGCCGGAUGUCGACGAAGACGAUGACAAUGGGGGCUUCUAUUCGACGGACGAGAGCUCCUACGAUAGCGAGGAAUCGUCGUCGGAGUCCUCGCCUUCCACAACAUCAAGGACGACGGCGGCGAGGGAUCAGCAACAACGGGUCGAGAAGGACCACGUCCUGGUCGUGGCCGGCUGCAAGAUCUGCCUAAUGUACUUCAUGGUGCCGAAGCAAGUGGAGGAUUGCCCCAAGUGCGGCGGCCAGCUCCUGCACUUCGACCGGUCCGACAACGUCUCGGGCUCUCCUUGAUUUGUUCCCAUCUCCUGUCAUCCGUUUUACGCUUCGCCCUUUGGUGAUUCUUCCUUUUAUCUUGCUCCUUUGUUUCUUCCACGUUCUUCCUUUUUCUAGAUUGCCCUUUUGUUCCAUCCCUCACAAACCCUCUGGUCCGAAAGAGGUUUUGGUGCGGAUUGAUGAAAAGUGAGACGAGUGUUGCAAGUUUUUUAUUACUACUCCCCUAUUCCUUGCA